Messenger RNA from Punica granatum (pomegranate), 1035 nucleotides. Lineage: Eukaryota; Viridiplantae; Streptophyta; Magnoliopsida; Myrtales; Lythraceae. The record is from RefSeq and is a predicted model, not a curated record.
CUUCUGCCGGCUGUCCUGCCUUGGAGCUGGAGAGAGCUCUGAUUCUGAAGAGAGAACGAGAACUCGGCGAAGAAUCUCAUUUGCUGAUGGAAGCCACAGUGAUGGCGGCGGAAUUCUCUCGGAGCUAAGGGACGAGAUACGGCAGAGACGAGACUCUUCACUUAGGGGAAAUGGCGACAAACGGCGGAGGAGAGCGGGGAGGGAACUCGCAGCAGCAGCAGCCGCCGCCGCCGGCGAGGAGCACCUCCGGACGGCGGAUACGGUCCCGUCCCGACCCGCUCCUGGUGGUGUGCCGGUGCUUCAGCGUCAUCACGUCCAUCUCAGCAAUCCUCUGCAUCGCCGUCAAUAUCUGGUCCGCCAUUCGCUCCUUCAAAGGCGGAUACGAUGUAUUCGAUGGCAUAUUCCGCUGCUACGCAGUUCUGAUCGCGUUCUUCGUGGUUCUUGCGGAGACAGAAUGGGGAUUCAUCAUCAAAUUCUGGAAGAUUCUGGAGUAUUGGGCUGGAAGGGGUAUGCUGCAGAUCUUUGUCGCGGUGAUGACAAGAGCUUUCCCAAGCUCUAAUGAGGCAGACAAGGAGCUCAUUCUUCUACAAAAUAUUGCAGCAUAUUUGCUCCUUGCUUGUGGCGUAGUCUAUGUCUUUUCAGGUAUCUUAUGCAUUGGCUUCCUCAAGCGUUCUCGUCAGCGGAAAGAAACAUCGAGGGAGCAGGCAGUCCAGGAUCUGGAGGAGUUGGAACGUCGUCGAGAAGAACUUGAGCAGCUCCUCAUUGCAGAGGAAAGGGUUUGAUCAUAUUCACAGCAGUUGGUGAGGGCAACUCUGUAUUUAAAGGGAAAGGAGUGAAUGGUUUUCAUAGAGUGAGCCCGAUUUUGAGUGUGAUUCUUGUAACGGUUUGGUUCUUGUCUGUCUGUUGCGUAGUCUGCUGCUUUCUGUUCCUCCUCCUUCGUGAUGUAGCCCGAUAUUGGCAGUUGUAUAUUUAUGUUCAGGGACGAGACUGCAUUUGUUGAUUCGUAAAAUUCUUUUCAAGGCUAACUUCAUUCGA